Messenger RNA from Paramecium pentaurelia, 1600 nucleotides. NCBI's taxonomy places the organism in Eukaryota, Ciliophora, Oligohymenophorea, Peniculida, Parameciidae. The record is from the annotation of a GenBank genome assembly.
AUGUAAUAGUAAUUAGAAUAAAGUGUAAGAAGGUUAGGAGAUUAUUAAUUUGACUCAAAAUAUCUAUUAGGAGAAGGGGCUUUUGGGAAGGUUUAUAGAGGAAGUAAAUUGUCUACAAAUUAGGAAGUAGCUAUUAAAAAAAUAGAUAGCUCAAUGAUCAAUAAAGAUCAAUAUUUAAUUGAUGCAUUAAGUAUCUAUGUAGAAUGAAAAUGUUUUAGAUUUUGAGAUCCAAAUAAUGAAGUAACUUGAUCAUCCUAAUAUUGUGAAGUUUAUAGAUAAAUUUAAUACAGAUCGUUCAAUCUAUAUAGUCACAGAGUAUUGUGCAGAUGGAGAUCUGAGAAAUAUAAUGAAGGGAAGAUGUAUUCCUGAAUCUGAAGUUAAUUAGAUUUUCUGUUAAUUGGCUAGUGGAUUUAAAGAGUUGGUAAAGGCAAAUAUCAUACAUCGAGAUUUGAAGCCAGCAAAUAUUAUGAAUCAUAGAGGAGUAGUAAAGAUAGCAGAUUUUGGAUUUGCAAAAAUAGUUGAUAAUUUUAGUGGAGAUUUGUUAAGAACUUGUGUAGGUUCACCAUUAUAUAUGGCUCCUUAAAUAUUAAAGAGGGAAAAAUAUACAACAAAAUCAGAUAUAUGGUCAUUAGGUGUAAUUUAUUAUGAGAUGAUAUAUGGUAUGGCUCCAUGGACAGGUGUAGAUGAGAAAAGUUUAACUGUGAAUGUGAUGAAAUAGCCUUUAAGAUUUCCAGUUGGAACUAUUUUAUCUGAUUUUGGAAAAAACUUUUUGAGUAGAGCUUUGGAAAAGGAAGAGAGUAAAAGAAUGGAAUGGUCAGAAUUAUUUAAUAUGUUUGAAUCAAUAAAAAAGAAUUUAGAUACUAUUUAAUUUAAUGUAAAUAUGAAUGGUAGUUAUAUAUUGGAUUAACCUUAAAUAUAAUAAAAUUAACCUCAACAAAUAUAAUAAAGUGAUGCUUCUUUCCAAAGAUUUUAAAGUCAAUUGAAUAAUUAUAAUUUGUAAAGGAUGUAAAUCAUUUUUUCUCAUUUUGUUAAUGUGGAAAUGACUUAACAUAUAUCAACUAUUUCUUAACAUUAAAAGAAGGAGAUGUAUUUUGAAUUGCUUUGUUUAUUAUCAGCCAAAUUUAUAGCCAAUUCAUUUAAAUUACUAUAGUCCAAUAUCCUUUCAUUAUUUGAAUAAUAUAAAAAGACAACUGAAUAUAUAAGAUUUAUUAGUUAAAUGUAAUAGGAGAGUCAAUUGGCAUCUGAACUAUUUAAUAAUACAAUUUAGUAUUUUGAUAGAAUAGGAUUACUGUCUAAUCUUAGAUUAUCUGCUGAUUUUUGUUAAUUUAUAGAAGGAGGAGAUUUAGCAUUAAAUUAAUUAAUUUCAGUAGAAAAGAUAAUCAAAGAGAGAGUGAUAAACAUUUCUAAAUAAGUCUUGUAAAGUGUAAAAGAAAAUGAUGUCUUUUGUUUAUUAGAUUACAUGAUGGAGAUGUGUUUAACAAGAAGUAAAAUAAUGAAUGGAAAUACGAAUAUAGAUUUUUCAUUGAUAUAUGAAAAAAAGUAAACAUCAGAUUAUUAAGCCUAAUUAAAUUUUAAAUUAAAUGAGUUAUAUAGUUUUUGA